AUUCAUCAUAUUAAAAUUUCUAUGUCUGAGGUUGAAAAAUAAUUGAUGUUCAGAGAAUCAAAGUUAUCAUGCUAUAUAAGUGUUCAAAAAUUAUCAAUAACCUAAAUUACACCUAAUUGCAAGUUCUUCCAUUUCUCUCUUGAUUACUUCUCAACUUUAUAAAGAAAGAUGGACAGAGAAGACAUUGUGAUUAUAGGAGGUGGUAUAUGCGGCUUAGCAACAGCAUUGGCCCUUCACAGGAAAGGGUUAAAGAGUGUAGUUCUAGAAAAAUCCGAGACAUUGCGUGAAUGUGGCGUUGUUAUUUCCAUUCUUACGAAUGGAUGGCGUGCACUUGACCAAUUAGGUGUUGCAUCCAAGCUUCGACCAGUCUCAUUUCCAGUCUUUGGGUUUCAUGAUAUAGUUCUAGACAAUGGAUCAGAACGAAGGACACCUGCAAGUAAGGAAGAAAUUCGAAGCUUUCGUCGAAUUCAUCUUAUUGAAACCUUGGCGAAGGAGCUUCCUGAAGACACCAUACGUUUUGGAUGUCAAGUUUCAGCUAUCACUAUGGACCGUGACAGUUCCUAUCCAGUAAUUCAUCUCGAUGACGGAACCAUCAUCAAAUCCAAGGUUCUCAUUGGUUGUGAUGGAGCAUUUUCAAGAGUUGCCGAGUAUGUUGGGCUAAAACCCGUGAAACAUUAUAGCAUGGCUGUUGUACGUGGACUAACAAAUUACCCAACUGGACAUAACAUUUCCGAAAAGAUGUUUACUCGGACAAGAAAAGGCAAUGUGAUGGUCGGGAGAAUACCAAUGGGUGAAAACCUCGUCUACUGGUUUGUGUCAAUGAGAUCUCCUACUAAAGAUUCGACCGUGUUGAAAGAUUUAGACAUGAAAAACUUAGCUAAGGAGGCAGUUAAAGAUUAUCCAUCAGAAACAGUAAACAUGAUAGAGCAAUGUGACAUCAACUCCUUACACUUUAAUAAUUUGCAUUAUCGUCCUCCAUGGAACCUCUUUGUUGAAAACUUCAGCAAAGGAAAUGUAAUUGUUGCGGGUGAUGCCAAGCAUGUAAUGGCUCCAGCUCUUGGCCAAGGUGGUUCGGCCGCUCUCGAAGAUUCUGUCGUUCUGGCUCGAUGCAUGGCGCAAAAAAUGAUUGUCGAAGGAUUAGAAGGUGAACAACAACAUCAAAAAACAAUAAAUUGGGGAAAAGCUGAAUUAGCAUUUGAUCAGUUUUUGAAAGAGAGAAGGUCAAGAGUUUGGUGGUUGUCCUUGAACACUCACAUCAUUGUUUCUCUAAGUCAGCAUGCUUCAUCUAAGGCCAUUCGUUUCCUAUGUAUAUUUUUCCUCAUUGCUCUAUUUCGAAAGCCUUUGUGGGAUGUACAAUAUAAUUGUGGACGGCUCUAGUUUGUGGAAUACUUUCUUCAUUUCCUUCAAAUUACAAUAUAGUAGUAGUUUGAAUUUGGAACUAUUCAGUAUUCACAUGAGUUUGGUUAAUUAUAUAUAAUAACAGAAUUUAUCAUGUAUAUGUUGUUGGGUUUUGCUCAUCAUAAAUUUAUAUUGAUAUUAAUUUUUUAUAA
Beta vulgaris subsp. vulgaris (sugar beet) is the source of this 1550-nucleotide messenger RNA. RefSeq names its product monooxygenase 1. Lineage: Eukaryota; Viridiplantae; Streptophyta; Magnoliopsida; Caryophyllales; Amaranthaceae. The transcript is spliced from 7 exons. Bases 169 to 1377 code for a protein of 402 amino acids. Gene Ontology annotation, molecular function: FAD binding. The record is from RefSeq and is a predicted model, not a curated record.